Molecule: messenger RNA, 3480 nt
Organism: Phyllostomus discolor (pale spear-nosed bat)
Lineage: Eukaryota; Metazoa; Chordata; Mammalia; Chiroptera; Phyllostomidae
Gene: STK33
Product: serine/threonine kinase 33
Exons: 16
Coding region: 1303-2868 (521 amino acids)
Biological process (GO): mitotic DNA damage checkpoint signaling; protein phosphorylation
Cellular component (GO): cytoplasm; nucleus
Molecular function (GO): protein serine/threonine kinase activity; ATP binding
Source: RefSeq, a predicted model, not a curated record
GAAUUGUCAUUUGGUCUGUCAGGAGCCUGUUCAGCCCUUGGUGGGGACAAACACCCUCCCUCCUAAUGUUCCCCUCCACACUGACAUUCGGUUCAUUUUUGUCUUUUUAGGCUAGAAACCUACUGUAACCCACUGUAACACAAGGUCCAACUGGCUGGACGACCAGACUUUGGGCCUUGGGGGAAAAUGUUGGCUUAGCCAUCACCUUAGUCUGUGAUUUCAAUGUUUGGAAGUUUUAAUUUCGUGUCACGUGGCUGCUUCUCUGUCCGGGAGACAGGAUGAUCAGGGCCCGCCCUAAGAGGAGCUGCUUUCGGGGUCGCCUGGGGCGCACCCGGGCCACGUGGGCUCCUGGGGGGCGGUGGGUAGAAGAAGCUUUGUCCUCGCGCGGACCCCGUCCUCCUCUUCUUCCCGCGGCUGUUCCGCCGGCCUGGAAGUGGCUCCAGGUGCGGCAUUCCGGGCUCGGCGACCACCCGCGCCAGGUGUGCUCGCAGGUCUGGGACCAGCUCUCUCGGCGGCGCCGGUGAGCGGCAGUCGCCGCACAGGGCGGGCUCCCUGCGAGCGGGAGGGAGUCCCGGGCUGCGGCUGGACGCGGCCGUUACUAUAGCAACGCGACGGCAAACGGGCCGCUGGGCCUCCAGCUGCGGGUCGGCUGGCGGCCCAGCCGCGGAGGGAGCUGGCCUGGGCCCGCGCUCCCCUGCUGGCGUCUGCGGGGGGCCGAGCCGUUGGGACCUCGUUUCCCCCGACCGGUGUUUGGGGUGGUCCCUGGCUGCCGUGGUUCGUCUCUACCUCUCACCUCCACCCCAUCUUGGGAUCUGACCUUUUUUCAAAGUUUAAAGUGAACUUACUAUAGGUGGAAUGCUCAUCUGCGGUGACAGUUUGCUGGCAGAGAAUCCUCUUAGGAUUCACGAAAGGCAGUGCGUCGGAGGCUCGAGCUCUUGUACACUGUGCGUGCACCAGAAUGAGUGGAGGACACCAAAAGUCUGCUGAAGUUUGGAGAAAGAGAGCAAACAAGAACAAUAGAAACGACAGUACCUAAUUAAAUCACGUUCAUGUCCACGGUUGUACGCGGUGGACCCUGGAUGCCCUCGUCAAAACAAACUUUUCCAGCGUUCCCAGUAUUAACCCCCAUUGAGCAUCUCUCAUGCAUGAAGAGAAGCCUAGGGCCUGGUUAACUUAAGGACCUCGCCGACAGGAAGCUACAGAUUUUGCCAUCAGCUUACCUUAUCCUUUUUGGUCUGGUUCUUUCCCUCAAACAGUGGAAACGUCGUCCUUUCGAGUUGCUUUUGUUGCGGAGUUAAGGAAAUGGCCGAUAGUGGCACACGGAACAAAAAGCCCACGAAGUGCUCCCACUGCUUGUCCGCCUUUCAGGAAGACGUCCUGUGCCUGUGCUCCUCCGGGGCGGGGCUUUCUCCAGUGUCGGUGGUGGAAAUGUCCGAGACAUCAAGCAUUGGUUGUUCAGACACUUCGAUUUCAAUGGAGAGAAAAAAAGACCAACACAUUAAAGAUAAUUCCUCUGGAAAAGAUGGGCCCUCAAGAACCCCGAAUGUAGAGAGAAAGAUAUCUCAACAACAGUGGAGUCGGGGCAACUUCACAGACGGAAAAGUCCCUCACAUAAGGAUGGACAAUGGAGCUGCUAUUCAGGAAAUCUAUACAUUUGGAAGAGUAUUGGGAAAAGGGAGCUUUGGAAUGGUCAUUGAAGCAACGGACAAGGAAACAGAAACUAAGUGGGCAAUUAAAAAAGUGAACAAAGAAAAGGCUGGGAGCUCUGCUGUGAAGUUACUCGAACGGGAGGUGAACAUCCUAAAAAUCGUGAAGCAUGAGCACAUCAUACAUCUGGAACAAGUGUUCGAGACGCCCAGGAAAAUGUACCUGGUGAUGGAACUUUGUGAGGAUGGAGAACUCAAAGAAAUCCUGAGUAAGAAAGGGCAUUUCUCAGAGAAUGAGACGAGGUGGAUCAUUCAAAGCCUUGCAUCAGCGAUAGCGUAUCUUCACAACAAUGAUAUAGUACAUAGAGAUCUAAAACUGGAAAACAUAAUGGUUAAAAGCAGCUUUAUUGAUGCUAACAAUGAAAUGAACUUAAACAUAAAGGUGACUGAUUUUGGCCUAGCGGUGAAGAAGCAUGGUGGGAGCGAGGCCAUGCUGCAGACCACGUGUGGGACUCCCAUGUAUAUGGCCCCUGAGGUCAUCAACGCCCACGACUACAGCCAUCAGUGCGACAUCUGGAGCAUAGGGGUCAUCAUGUACAUUUUGUUAUGUGGAGAACCGCCCUUUAUGGCAAGCUCAGAAGAGAAGCUUUUUGAGUUAAUAAGAAAGGGAGAACUACAUUUCGAUGAUCCAGUUUGGGAUUCCAUAAGUGAUUGUGCCAAAAGUGUUUUGAAACAACUUAUGAAAGUAGAUCCUGCUCACAGAAUCACAGCUAAGGAGCUACUGGAUAACCAGUGGUUAACAGGUAAUACACAUUCUUCAGCGAGACCAAUCAAUGUCUUAGAAAUGAUGAAAGAGUGGAAAAACAAUCCAGGGAGUGAUGAAGAAAAUGUGGCAGAGCAAAAGAACAAGUGGUCCAAUCAAGAAAAGUUGCAAGUUUCCCAACUCAGCAGACCCGGCGGAGCUGCCCACGAUGUUGCCUGUGCCUCAGAUGAAGACGAGGAGAAACAGCCCACUGCUGACAAAAAGAAACUUCCCGUGACCAGUAAGAAGGGAAACACGGAGAACCUGGACUCAAGCAGUGCAAGCUCCACGUCCAGCAAACUCCUUCCAGCCGGAAUCAAGGGAGAACUAGAGAAAACCUCUGUGACUUCCAGCCACGUAACAACCAACAAAUACACUCCUAAAUCCUACGCCCUGCCCAGAACCAAAAAGAAACUCUAAGGUUCCCUCCAACACUGAUUAGCACGAAAACAGAGCUGCUCUUCCUAGUGCUAAAAUGAGGGGGUAGGAUGUGUAAAGGACCAGCGCUACAUGAGCUUUUAGCUCCACCAAGCCUAGCAGUGUGCUUGCACCAGUUUAGAAUUGAAGCUAGUUACCUCCAAGCAGCGUGGUGUCGAAGGACAGCCCCUCGCAGGCUUGAUGGCGGGGCUGCGGUGGAAACCGGUGCAAGGCCCUUGGAGGGUUGUUUAGAGGAGCAGGCGCCCUCGGAGCAGGGCUGUGGGCAUGCCUGCCCAGUUUUACUUCACGUUCUUAGAUUUCAGCACGGUUCUUUACAGGGGAAGCGAGAGCCACACGUGGUGAUGGAAGUUCCUAAUAAUUAUGUGCACUUUGCACUAAAAGACUUUGUUAGGAAAUCACUAAUAAACUUACCACGGGCAUAACAGCAGAUGUGCCUCGGCCAUUCACGUGUGUUCUUGUGAUGGUAGGUUGCUAUAGAUUGUUUAACACAAUUUAAAUGUAGAAAAAUAGGAGAUUUUAUAACUGCUUGUCAUUAACUUGCUGCUAAAUUCCCAAUGUAUUGAUUGACUCAAUAAAAGACAGAUGUUACCCAUG